AGCGCGUUUCUAACCAUUAAGUUAACGUCAGCAAUCAAUUCUCUACUUCUCUACCUGUCUAUAAUAACCCUAUACCUAACCUCUUAUUGCUUGUUCAACGUCGUCUUCGCCAUGAGCUUAGAGAGAAUGUGAUUAUGGAUUUACUUGAACCUGUACCGCCCUAGUAACUCGUUUUGAUUUUCUCAACUUUUAUUCCUCCAUGCAGAAGCUCGGCUCGACGACAUGCAUAUUCACUCUUUGUAUCCAUAUAUGUAGGGCUUCGUGAGCGCGGUUUAACAUGGAAAGCGACUUUGGACACUCCACAGCCUCUGUGGUACAUGAGGAUGGCGUUGCUAUGGACGGAGCACAGGGGCCAUCCCCCCAACAUUCAGACUACAAUGUACAAGACGAAUGGAACUUGGGUAAUUCAUAUAUGAAUGGAGUCUCUACAUCUAGUUCCGGGAAUAUUCAAGAACAAGAGACAAAUAUAUCCCCAGAUAUGUCUCGACUGCACCCUAUUAUGGUAGUGCUUCAUCCACCACCGGAUCCCACGAUAUAUGAACGAAUAUAUCCCAGUCAGACUGUGGAGAGGAUUCUAGACGAGGUGGAAGACGAGGAUGGAGACAUAUAUUACAGUGUUGAGUUUGAGGAUGGGUAUAUUGAAGAUUCUCGACGGCUUCAACACCAACGCCCCUAGAGACGCAGCUUGCUACUUCCUAUUCCUAUUUGUUUGCCUGCCCUUGAUCAUAUCUAGACUCUUAAUGCAACUGCCUUAGACCCUGGCAACCCCCCAAGUUACUUUCCCACAUUCUUUUUAUGCGAAACCUAGGCAGUCUUUCCCUGUGCUAUUUCCUUACAAUAGUUCACAUCCUAGGUUCUCAUUCCAUCAUCCCCAAUACCAUCUUUACAUCUUUUUUUU
Daldinia caldariorum is the source of this 898-nucleotide messenger RNA. RefSeq lists its product as uncharacterized. The record is from RefSeq and is a predicted model, not a curated record. The coding region runs from base 278 to 676 and encodes 132 amino acids. Lineage: Eukaryota; Fungi; Ascomycota; Sordariomycetes; Xylariales; Hypoxylaceae. The transcript has 3 exons.